CUCCAGAAGUCUGACAAAAUUUAAGCGACAGAAAAGUCUUCCUUCUUUUUACAGGAAAACACAAUGAAAGGAAUUCACUCUCUGGCUGGACUGCUGCUGUUGAUUAUCGUUCAAGGUAGCUGGCAGAUCCCUCUUCAAGAAAGGGAGGAUAAGUCUAGGUUAUUGAUAAUUACAGAAAUUGAACCAAGUGAUGAAGCCAGAGAGCUAUCACAUGUCAAACGUCACUCACAAGGCAUGUUCACCAAUGAUUACAGCAAAUAUUUGGAAGAAAAGAGUGCUAAAGAGUUUGUGGAGUGGUUAAAGAAUGGCAAAUCUAAAAGGAGUGGAAUGACAGAAGAGGAACUAACCGAUGAGCCUGGAGAGCUGACAAACGUGAAACGUCACUCUCAAGGGAUGUUCACCAAUGACUUCAGUAAAUACUUGGAGGAAGAACAUGCUAAAGAGUUUGUAGAAUGGUUGAAGAAUGGUAAAUCUAAAAGGAGUGGCAGACCAUAGUGAGUCCAUGAAUGAAGAUAUGCCACUGUUGAAAAUGUUUCAUACAACAGCUGGAAAACCUUCAAAAUGUGUGAUUAAUGACAUCAUCAUUCUAUAGUAUAGAAGUUACUUGUAUACAUUUAAAUUAAUAAACACAAUCAGUAAAUAGUCCGGUUAUUACACAAGACUGAUGUAAAUGAAUAUAUGAAAUACUCAAAGUCAUGAUAUUCAAAAUAUUUUGUUCUUUUUUGCAUUUCCUUUACUAAAACAAUCCAACUGAUAAUAAAACAAAUACUCAGUUAUUAAAAUAUAUCAACCUCUGGUGUUCAGACAAAAUGGUAUUGUUUCAUAAAUACGAACUUCACCCAUAAUACCUAUUUACUAUUUGCUGCAGAGUUACCCAUAAUGAUGAAUGAAGUAAAACAUUGUAUAAGAAACAGCAACUAAAAGUGCCCCCAAUUAAACACUUCAAAUGCAUGGAAUACUAUGGGUGUCAAAAAAAUAUUACGGUGAUGCCUGCAUCUGUAAAUAAGCCUGUGGUGCAUUAUGAAGGGCUAUCUUAUUAUAGCAUUACUGAUAAAGUCUACUUACUUUGGGAUAUUACAAUUUUUUUUCUAAAUGUAUCCACAUUGACUUAAUUACAUUACCCAUACCAAUCUUUGACAAAGGUCAACUGCACAUGAUAAUAGGUUAGUAGGCAAUAGGACCAUGCAGUCAGAUCAAGUGAAGUCUUGAACUUCUUUAAUCUGAUGAAAGUUUUGAUGUUUUCUGAAAAGUACAAUGAUGUUACCAUAAUAGAAAAGAACAACCAGCAAUGCAGGGGUGGAGUAGUCAGACAGUAAAUUGUUUCUUAUUUGUCCACCUGUAUGUCUUACAUUUGUGCAAAUCACUUCAAAACCAUAAAUUAUGAUGAAACUUGGCAUAAGUUAUUGUGAGCAGCAGAUUGUGGGGAUAUAUGGAGGUGGCCCUCUGUCUGUACAAUCAUUGAUCUAUCUGUAUGUCACACUUACACUUACAUAAUUAGGGUUACACCACAUACUGUUAUAUAUGAAUCAUUCUUUUCAAUUGAGACAUAUUUGGAGUCACUUGGAAUGCCUCUACAACACAAACCUAGUAAAAAUUGUAAUUUUAGAAAUCCAAUAAAACGAAAUAUACACAUUGUUUUUUUCCCUUUUUAAUCAAAUUAUUAUAUUUUUAGUUUCUGUGAGGAUGACUUCAAAAUUGUUUCUGAACUUGAGAAAAAUCUACGAGAAUUUGUAAUGAAAACUAUUUUG
Acipenser ruthenus (sterlet) is the source of this 1748-nucleotide messenger RNA. RefSeq names its product pro-glucagon-like. Lineage: Eukaryota; Metazoa; Chordata; Actinopteri; Acipenseriformes; Acipenseridae. The transcript has 5 exons. Gene Ontology annotation, cellular component: extracellular region. Bases 64 to 495 code for a protein of 143 amino acids. Gene Ontology annotation, molecular function: hormone activity. The record is from RefSeq and is a predicted model, not a curated record.